CGCCUCCUCCCCAACAUGGCUGCGCCCAGGGCCUGCGGCCGCACGUGAGCAAGUCCGGGCACCUGGGAAUCAGGGAGUACGAUUUUGUGAGCCACGUUCCUCUCUCUUCUGCCGAUUGCGACCCUUUGAUCCCCCCCGGGGCCCUCGCGGGCCGCUGCCCCUCGGCAGCCAUGAAGACAAAGCCCGUUUCCCACAAGACCGAAAACACCUACCGGUUUCUUACAUUUGCUGAACGACUGGGGAAUGUGAAUAUCGAUAUUAUUCACCGGAUCGAUAGAAUUGCAAGCUAUGAUGAGGAGGUUGAAACCUACUUUUUUGAGGGUCUGCUGAAAUGGAGAGAAUUGAAUCUCACGGAACACUUUGGGAAAUUUUACAAAGAAGUCAUUGACAAAUGCCAAUCAUUCAAUCAGUUGGUCUACCAUCAAAACAAGAUAGUUUUGAGUUUGAAGACGCACCUGCAAAUUAAGAAUAGUUUUGCCUAUCAGCCUCUUUUGGAUUUGGUUGUACAGUUGGCACGAGAUCUGCAGACAGAUUUCUAUCCACACUUUCCAGAUUUUUUUGUGACCAUCACAUCAAUCCUGGAGACUCAGGACACAGAGUUGUUAGAAUGGGCUUUUACCUCGUUGUCAUACCUUUACAAGUACCUAUGGAGACUGAUGGUGAAGGACAUGUCCAGUAUAUACAGCAUGUACAGUACACUCCUGGCUCAUAAAAAACUACAUAUAAGAAAUUUUGCUGCUGAAAGUUUUACUUUUUUGAUGAGAAAGGUCUCCGAUAAAAAUGCACUUUUCAAUUUAAUGUUUCUUGAUCUUGGUGAACAUCCAGAAAAGGUAGAAGGAGUUGGACAGUUGCUCUUUGAAAUGUGCAAAGGAGUUAGAAAUAUGUUUCACUCCUGUACAGGCCAGGCAAUGAAGCUAAUUUUGCAAAAGCUGGGACCAGUCACUGAAACAGAGACUCAACUACCAUGGAUUUUAGUUGGAGAAACACUAAAACACAUGGUCAGAUCCACUGUAUCCUACGUCUACAAGGAACAUUUUGGUACAUUUUUUGAAUGUUUGCAGGAAUCACUCCUGGAUCUACAUACAAAAGUAACAAAAACUAACUGUUGUAAAAGUUCUGAACAGAUUAAAGAAUUGUUGGAAGCGUAUCUGAUACUUGUGAAAUACGGAAAUGGAUCAAAGAUAACGACGCCUGCCGAUGUUUGCAAUGUGUUGUCUCAAACAUUACAAAUAACCAGUCUCUCUACAUCUUGCCGGAGGACACUCUUGGAUGUAAUCUCUGCCUUGAUCCUGGGUGAAAACGUUUCCUUGCCGGAGACUCUCAUCAAAGAAACCAUAGAAAAAAUAUUUGAGAGCAGAUUUGAAAGAUGUUUAAUUUGGGAUUUUUCUGAAGUCAUGUUUGCUAUGAAGCAGUUUGAACAGCUUUUUCUACCAAGCUUCCUUUCAUAUAUUGAGAAUUGCUUCUUAACUGAUGACCUUGUGGUCAAAGAUGAAGCCCUGGCCAUUUCAGCCAAGCUCAUUCUGAACAAAGCAGCACCUCCCACCGCUGGCCCGAUGGCAAUUGAAAAGUACCCUUUGGUUUUCUCACAGCAGACGGUGGAAUCCUAUGUGAGGCAGAGGAGGACGAGAUCCAGGGGAGGAAGCAAGCAGACCUCAGUGUUGGACCACCUCUUGUCCACAAUUCAGUCACCUCCAAAUGAGGACACUGCCUACCUCUCAGGUUGUUGGGCAGCUCUUGUGGUGUUACCUCAUGUAAGACCUCUUGAGAAAGAGAAGGUGAUCCCACUCGUCACAUGCUGCAUAGAGUCACUCUUCAUCACUGUUGACAGAGGGAGCUUUGGCAAAGGAAACUUAUUUGUUCUUUGUCAAGCGGUAAAUACUCUACUAAGUUUAGAAGAAUCUUCUGAACUUCUUCAUUUGGUUCCUGUGGAACGUGUGAAGAAUUUAGUAUUAACAUUUCCUCUGGAGCCAUCUGUGUUGCUGUUGGCUGAUCUCUAUUAUCAGAGAUUAUCCUUAUGUGGCUGCAAAGGACUGCUUUCCCAGGAAGCCCUCAUGGAGUUAUUUCCCAAGUUACAAACCAACAUUUCAACGGGUGUAUCCAAGAUUCGGCUUUUGACAAUAAGGAUCUUAAACCAUUUUGACAUUCGACUUCCGGAAUUGAUGGAGGAUGACAGGCUCUCAGAGCGGCAGUCUGCCUUUGCUAUACUGCGCCAGGCAGAACUUGUUCCGGCAACUGUGAAUGAUUAUAGGGAGAAGCUUCUUCAUUUGAGAAAACUCAGACAUGAUGUGGUGCAGGCUGCGGUCCCUGAUGGGCCUUUACAGGAGGUGCCACUUCGUUAUUUGUUGGGCAUGUUAUAUAUUAACUUCAGUGCUCUCUGGGAUCCUGUGAUUGAAAUCAUAAGUUCUCAUGCACAUGAAAUGGAAAAUAAGCAGUUUUGGAAGGUCUACUAUGAACAUCUAGAAAAAGCAGCCACACAUGCUGAGAAAGAACUGCAGAGUGAUGCAAGAGACGAGGAGAAACACACUGGGGAGGGGAGUGGGGAACAAACCCCGAAGGGAAGAACUGGGGUGCUGUACCACGAGCAGUUGAUGCUGAACACCGCCUGUCGGGAGAGACUGGACCAUACCAACUUCCGAUUCUUGCUGUGGCGAGCUCUGGCAAGGUUCCCAGAGAGAGUUGAACCACGGUCCAGGGACCUUUCCCCGCUUCUCUUGAGAUUCAUCAACAAUGAGUAUUACCCAGCAGAUCUGCAGGUAGCUCCAACCCAGAAUCUGCAGAGAAGAGGCAAAGGCGAGGUGGUGGAGGAAGUAGAAGAAGAGUCUGCCACUGGAGAUGGUGAGGAGUUGGAGGAAGAGGUGGUGCCCCACGAUGAACCCUCCCAGAAGAGAAAGACAAGAAGAGCUGCAGCCAAGCAGUUAAUUGCUCACUUGCAAGUCUUCUCUAAAUUUUCAAAUCCACGGGCCCUAUAUCUGGAAUCCAAAUUAUAUGAGUUAUAUCUUCAGUUGUUGCUACACCAAGAUCAGACAGUGCAAAAAAUCAGCUUGGAUUGCAUCAUGACGUAUAAACAUCCUCAUAUCCUUCCUUAUAGGGAAAACUUACAAAGGUUACUUGACAAUAGAAGCUUUAAGGAAGAGAUAGUGCAUUUUAACAUUUCAGAAGAUAACACUGUAGUGAAAACAACUCACCGAGCAGAUCUGUUUCCUAUUCUGAUGAGAAUUUUGUAUGGGCGAAUGAAGAAUAAGACUGGGAGUAAGACUCAGGGGAAAUCUGCGUCAGGUACUCGCAUGACCAUUGUCCUGCGGUUCCUGGCUGGGACCCAGCCAGAGGAGAUCCAAAUAUUCCUAGACCUGCUCUUUGAACCUGUGAAGCACUUCAAGGAUGGGGAGUGCCAUUCUGCGGUCAUUCAAGCCGUAGAAAAUCUGGAUUUGUCUAAAGUUCUUCCUCUGGGCCGUCAGCAUGGUAUCUUGAAUAGCCUUGGAAUAGUAUUAAAGAACAUUAGUCAUCUGAUCAGUGCGUACCUGCCGAAGAUUUUGCAAAUACUGCUUUGUAUGACAGCAACCAUAUCACACAUCCUUGACCAACGAGAAAAGAUACAACUGAGAUUUAUUAACCCACUGAAAAAUUUAAGACGUCUCGGAAUCAAAAUGGUAACUGAUAUCUUUUUGGAUUGGGAAUCCUAUCAGUUCAGAACAGAAGAAAUCGAUGCUGUGUUUCAUGGUGCAGUCUGGCCCCAGGUCACCAGGCUUGGAUCUGAGAGUCAGUAUUCUCCUACUCCUCUGCUGAAGCUAAUUAGUAUCUGGAGCAGAAAUGCGAGGUAUUUCCCUUUCCUGGCUAAACAGAAGCCUGGGCACCCAGAAUAUGAUAUCCUGACCAAUGUUUUUGCAAUUCUGUCUGCAAAGAACCUCUCUGAUGCUGCAGCCAGCAUGGUAAUGGAUAUAGUUGAUGACCUUCUUAGCCUUCCAGAUUUUGAGCCCACAGAAACGGUUCUGAGCUUGCCGGUUACUGGGUGUGUGUACCCUGACAUAGCAGAAAACGCAGAUGAGUCUGUCACAAUAGGAGGAAGAUUAAUUGUACCUCAUGUACCUGCAAUUCUUCAGUAUCUCAGCAAAACCACAAUAAGUACAGAAAAGGUGAAGAAGAAAAAGAAUAGAGCACAAGUCAGUAAAGAGCUUGGCAUUCUUUCAAAGAUCAGCAAGUUCAUGAAAGACAAGGAGCAAAGCUCUCUGCUCAUCACCCUCCUGCUUCCUUUCCUCCACCGGGCCAACAUUGCUGAGGCUACUGAGGUUGAUAUUCUGGUGGCCGUGCAAAACUUGUUAAAACAUUGUGUGGACCCUACAAGCUUCCUCCAGCCUAUAGCAAAACUCUUUUCAAUCAUUAAGAACAAAUUGUCGAGAAAAUUGCUUUGUACAGUUUUCCAGGCUCUUUCUGAUUUUGAGAGUGGACUAAAAUACAUUGCUGACGUUGUCAAGCUUAACGCCUUUGAUCAAAGACAUCUUGAUGAUAUCAACUUUGAUAUUCGCUUCGAAACUUUCCAGACUAUCAUCUCUUAUGUUAAAGAAAUGCAAGCUGUGGAUGUUAACUACAUAAUUCCAGUCAUGCAUAAUUGUUUCUAUAAUCUGGAGUUAGGCGAUAUGUCUUUAAGUGAUAAUGCCAGCAUGUGCUUGAUGAGUAUCAUCAAAAAGCUGGCUGCCUUGAAUGUCACAGAGAAGGAGUAUAGAGAAAUCAUCCAUCGUUCACUCCUCGAGAAACUGAGGAAAGGAUUGAAGAGCCAGACAGAGAGUAUUCAACAGGAUUAUACCACAAUACUUUCCUGUUUAAUUCAAACCUUUCCAGAUCAACUGGAAUUUAAAGACUUGGUACAGCUUACUCAUUGCCAUGAUCCAGAAAUGGACUUCUUUGAGAACAUGAAGCACAUUCAGAUCCACAGAAGAGCAAGAGCCUUGAAGAAACUGGCAAAACAACUAAUGGAAGGCAAAGUUGUUCUGUCUUCUAAAUCUCUUCAGAAUUAUAUCAUGCCUUAUGCCGUGACUCCAAUUUUUGAUGAGAAAAUGCUCAAGCAUGAGAACAUAAUUAUUGCUGCUACAGAGGUUGUUGGGGCCAUUUGCAGGCAUCUCUCCUGGUCAGCAUAUGUCUAUUACUUGAAGCAUUUCAUUCAUGUUUUACAGACAGGACAGAUCAAUCAAAAGUUGGGUGUCAGUUUGCUAGUGAUAGUAUUAGAAGCAUUUCACUUUGACCACAAAACUCUCGAAGAACAAAUGGGAAAAAUGCAGAGUGAAGAAAACACAACCAAAGUGAUUGAGUUGCCAGAGCAUGAGGCCAUGGACUCAGAGCACAUGGAUGAGGAAGAGGAGGAAAGUGCACACAAGAGUUUGUUGGACAAGGAAGACCUGGGAAGCCCCGGUGCAGCUGCUCCUGAAGGGCCGUCAGCCACGGAAUCUGAGUGCCUCAACAAGGCUGUCUCUUUCCUUCCUCGGAAUAAGGAGGAGCUGGAGAGAACAAUUAACAAUAUCCAUGGAACCAUAACUGGGGAUAUUCUUCCCAGACUCCAUAAAUGCCUUGCAUCUACGACUAAAAGGGAGGAAGAACACAAGCUCAUCAAGUCCAAGGUUGUGAAUGAUGAGGAAGUGGUUCGAGUUCCUUUAGCUUUUGCCAUGGUUAAACUCAUGCAGUCCCUACCACCAGAAGUUAUGGAAGCCAAUCUGCCAAGUAUUUUGCUGAAAGUGUGUGCCCUCCUUAAGAACAGAGCACAGGAGAUCAGAGACAUUGCCCGCAGCACCCUUGCAAAAAUCAUAGAGGAUCUGGGUGUGCACUUCCUGCAGUAUGUCUUAAAAGAAUUGCAGACAACCCUCGUCCGUGGGUACCAGGUCCACGUGCUGACGUUCACCGUUCACAAGUUGCUGCAAGGCCUCACCAGCAAGCUGCACGUCGGGGAUUUGGACUCUUGUGUGGAUAUACUGAUUGAGAUUUUUAACCGGGAGUUGUUUGGUGCCAUUGCCGAAGAGAAGGAAGUCAAGCAGAUCCUCUCCAAAGUCAUGGAGGCGCGAAGAAGCAAGAGCUACGAGUCCUAUGAGAUCCUGGGCAAGUUUGUAGGAAAAGACCAGGUUACGAGGCUCAUCCUUCCCUUAAAAGAGAUCUUACAAAAUACCACGAGUGCAAAACUGGCCCGGAAAGUUCACGAAACCUUACGCCGAAUCACAGCCGGCUUGAUUGUGAAUCAGGACAUGGCAGCAGAAUCCAUUCUACUACUCUGUUAUGGCUUGGUCAGUGAAAACCUUCCCCUGUUAACAGAGAAGGAAAAAAAUCCAGCCACCCCAGCACCAGAUCCACGGCUGCCACCCCAGAGCUGCCUUCUGCUUCCCCCAGCUCCAGUUCGAGGUGGGCAGAAAGCUGUUGUGAGCAGGAAAACCAACAUGCACAUAUUCAUUGAGUCUGGGCUUCGGCUGCUGCAUCUGAGCCUGAAGACGUCAAAGGUCAAGUCCUCAAGCGAAGGAGCCCUGGAAAUGCUGGAUCCCUUUGUGCCUCUCCUCGUAGACUGCCUGGCUUCCAUGGAUGUGAAGGUGAUCACAGGUGCCUUACAGUGCCUGAUCUGGGUCUUGAAGUUCCCUCUGCCUUCCAUCGAAGCAAAAGCAGAACAGCUGACGAAGCACCUCUUCCUUCUGCUGAAGGACUAUGCAAAGCUCGGGGCUGCCAGGGGCCAGAACUUCCACCUGGUGGUCAAUUGUUUCAAGUGUGUGACCAUACUUGUCAAGAAAGUCAAGGCUUACCAGAUAACUGAAAAACAGCUCCAGGUUUUACUGGCAUAUGCUGAGGAGGACAUCUAUGAUACUUCAAGACAAGCCACAGCGUUUGGUCUUCUGAAGGCUAUUUUAUCAAGGAAGUUGUUGGUCCCAGAAAUCGAUGAUAUCAUGCGGAAAGUAUCCAAGCUGGCCAUUUCUGCACAAAAUGAGCCUGCCAGAGUCCAGUGCAGACAGGUUUUUCUGAAAUACAUUCUUGACUAUCCUCUGGGUGACAAAUUGAGACCAAACUUGGAAUUCAUGCUCGCUCAACUGAAUUAUGAGCAUGAGACUGGGAGAGAAUCCGCCCUGGAAAUGAUCGCCUAUCUCUUUGACGCGUUUCCUCAGGGACUGCUCCAUGAGAACUGUGGAAUGUUCUUUAUUCCUCUUUGUCUAAUGAUGGUGAAUGAUGACUCUGCCAUGUGCAAAAAGAUGGCAUCCAUGGCAAUCAAAUCCCUACUCAAUAAAAUCAGCCUCGAGAAGAAAGAUUGGCUGUUUGAGAUGGUUACCACCUGGUUUGCUGCAAAAAAGAGCAUAAACAGGCAGCUUGCUGCCCUGGUCUGUGGCCUAUUUGUGGAAAGUGAAAGAGUUGACUUUGGGAGAAGACUUGGGACUGUCCUUCCUGUGGUUGAAAAGGAAAUCAAUCCUGAAAACUUCCAAGAUAUCAUAGAAGCGACAGAGGAAAAAGCUGCAGAUCGCCUUCUGUUUAGUUUUCUUACGCUGAUAACUAAACUCAUCAAGGAAUGUGAUAUCAUUCAGUUUACAAAGCCCUCUGAGAUGCUGAGUAAAAUCUGGAGUCAUGUGCACUCCCACCUGAGACAUCCACACAGCUGGGUGUGGCUCACAGCGGCCCAGAUUUUUGGAUUGCUUUUUGCCUCUUGCCAGCCUGAGGAGCUUGUUCAAAAGUGGAGUGCCAAAAAGACAAAAAGGAAACGCUCAGAACCUGUAGCAAUCAGAUUCCUAGCAAGUGACCUUGACCAAAAGAUGAAGAGUAUCUCUCUAGCCUCUUGCCAUCAGCUGCAUUCCAAAUUCUUGGAUGAGUCUCUAGGAGAACAGGUUGUUAAGAAUUUGUUGUUUGUGGCCAAAGUCCUGUAUCUCCUGGAGCCUGAGUCUGGGCAUAAGCAAGGUGAGAUUGGAGAAGAAAUGGAGGAAGGAGAUGCUGCAGGAGACGGUGCAGACACGAACGCCACAGGAGAGACUGGGGCCUGCGCCGAUGGAAGGGUGGCGUCUGGCAGAAAAGAGCAGGACCAGGCGAAGGUGGCACGCAGCCAAUCUGCCACGCUGCUGUGGCUGGUCCAGAAGCUGGCCCGUAUCGCAAAACUGGAAGCUGCCUACUCGCCCAGAAACCCCUUAAAGAGAACUUGCAUCUUCAAGUUCCUGGGUGCCGUGGCCAUGGAGCUGGGGACCGACAGGGUGGAGCCAUACCUCCCGGCGGUCAUAGCGCCCCUGUUUCGGGAACUGAACAGCACCUACGCGGAACAAGAUCCUUUGUUGAAGAAUCUGUCCCAGGAAAUCAUAGAACUGCUCAAGAAGCUGGUUGGGCUUGAGAGUUUCUCGCGGGCCUUCGCGUCUGUGCAGAAGCAGGCUCAUGAGAAGAGGGCACUUCGCAGGAAGAGGAAGGCUCUGGAGUUUGUGACUAAUCCUGAUAUUGCUGCCAAGAAGAAGCUGAAGAAACACAAAAAUAAAGCUGAGGCAAAGAAGCGAAAGAUCAAGUUCCUGCGUCCAGGCUACAAGGCCAAGAGACAGAAAAGCCACAGCCUGAAAGACUUGGCGAUGGUGGAGUAACAUCUGCCUGUGAGACACCUGAGUGCACAGACACUGUCCUGGCACACCCAAAGCAUGAACUUGCUGGUCUAUUCCAGUCUGAAAUCACAGCAGGGUUCAUUAUUUAAGUUAAGCUUUGGUAUAGAUUGUUUAAUGUAUAGUGUAAUGUAAUCGUGCUCGUAUUUUUAAAAUAAAAACCUUUGUCUACUACUGAA
Carlito syrichta (Philippine tarsier) is the source of this 8752-nucleotide messenger RNA. It is a transcript of the gene UTP20, whose product is annotated as UTP20, small subunit processome component. The record is from RefSeq and is a predicted model, not a curated record. Lineage: Eukaryota; Metazoa; Chordata; Mammalia; Primates; Tarsiidae. Bases 171 to 8558 code for a protein of 2795 amino acids. Gene Ontology annotation, cellular component: nucleolus; 90S preribosome; small-subunit processome. The transcript is spliced from 62 exons.